Messenger RNA from Malaya genurostris, 1863 nucleotides. Its product is annotated as calcium-independent phospholipase A2-gamma-like. The coding region runs from base 174 to 1589 and encodes 471 amino acids. NCBI's taxonomy places the organism in Eukaryota, Metazoa, Arthropoda, Insecta, Diptera, Culicidae. Gene Ontology annotation, cellular component: membrane. Gene Ontology annotation, biological process: arachidonate metabolic process. The transcript has 6 exons. The record is from RefSeq and is a predicted model, not a curated record.
CAAAUCAAAUCACAACUGUUUUUACUUGAAUACAUCAUGUACCAUAUUUAAAUGUUUUGUUCGCAGAUAGUCGCGCGGUAGGAAUUAUGUUGUGAAAUUUACUAAUCAAAUGCAUACUUUCCUAAAAAGUAUGUUCGCAAUUGUAUCUCCCAGGUGUUAAAAACUGAGAAAUUAUGACAAGUUGGAAAGCAAUUGGCAGUCGAUUGCCAAUAUCCAAUCGAACCGGAAUUUUACCUUUGGGGACGUGGAUUGAACGAGAAAAGUUUCCCCAGUAUCAAAAACGCUGGAAUCAAUCUCAAACGCUUCAUGCUUUGUUGGAUUUGCGACGGAAGGCGAUACCAGUUGAUCGCCAGCGACAGGUUUUGCGUGAGCUAGUUGAUAAACUCGACCGAGCACCGAACGAAAAAAGUUUUGCCAUACAAGAAGGAGCGGUUGAGCUAUUAAAGGAAUUGCUGCACUCCUCAGACCAGGCGAUUGUAGACAAUGCACGACUUGGAUUGACUUUGCUUGGGCAUGUGGCACCGCUCCCUAGUCCGGGUAUUAGAAUUCUCAGUAUAGAUGGUGGCGGCAUCCGUGGUCUUAUUGUCAUGGAGCUGCUUCGAAAGAUUGAAAAGUUGACCAAUCGAAGGAUAUUUGAACUUUUCGAUCUAGUUUGUGGUGUGUCAACAGGAGCAAUACUUGUUUGCACGCUUGCAUCUGAAAAGAAUCUUACGCUCGAUGAUGCAAUCCAUCUCUAUAAGAAGAUGAGUCGCAAAAUGUUCUACCGUCCAACGACAUUGGACAAACUGACAGGAGCUUCACGCCUUGUUUCAAGCCACGCUUAUUACGACAUAGAUUUGUAUGAAACAUUACUGAAGCGUCAUAUCGGUCAUCGAAGAAUAAUUGAUACAUGUCAACUUCCUAAUGUUCCAAAGCUUUGCUUUGUUUCGACGACCAUUUGUGAGGAGUACAUUGAUGCUCAUGUAUUUCGAAAUUAUACAUUCCCUCCGAACGUACAUUCGGUGUACUCGGGAAGCCACACGGCGCGCUUAUGGGAAGUGGUAAGGGCCUCUUCUGCGGCGCCAGCAUAUUUCAGUGACUUCCAGCUCGGUGGCCAGCUGCACCAGGACGGCGGAAUUUUAUACAACAAUCCAACUACGGUUGCUAUUCACGAAGCCAAAUGCUUAUGGCCUGGAGAGCGAAUGCAGUGUGUAGUUUCUUUUGGUACGGGUAGGCCACGAAACCCACACAGUUACUGGAAAGAUGGACAAAAGAUUAUUAGUCCAACCAUACUAGAGCGAGCGUCACUUUCCAGUUCCUGGAAAACCAAGUUUCUUCGAAUUCUCGAUUCUGCGACAGACACAGAAGCAACUCACACCAUCCUCAGUGACCUCCUGCCUCCCGGUCAUUACUUUCGUUUCAAUCCAUAUCUAACGGAGUUUCUCUCCAUGGUUGAGGUACGCCCGGAAAAACUUGCUCAACUGGAACGGGAUACCAUGGAGUAUUACAGGAGGAAUGAAGAUAAAUUCGAAUUAGUGGCUGAUUUACUUACCCGGAAGCGGAGUAUUAUCUCAACAACAUACGACUCAAUUCGAGCAGCUUUUAGUUAAUCUUUUUUUUUAAUGAAAAGUUAGUAUAAGUAGAACAGUUCCAAAGAUAUUGACAGGUAUUAGAUUAACUUUCGUUUUAAAAUAACAGUGUAUCUAGUGUCAUUUUAUCUCUGUCAGUAGUAUUUUAUCAAUGUUUGAACAAUUUGUUGACGAACUUGUUGAUAGACUUAUGAAAGUAUUGUUUCUAAUUUAUGUUACCGGACUAAGAAGUUCAACUUCUUUGCAAAAAAUCUGAAUGAAUAAACAUUUCAUGAACUGAUCACCGUAACGAAAA